Alosa alosa (allis shad) is the source of this 4104-nucleotide messenger RNA. RefSeq names its product solute carrier family 16 member 6b (gene slc16a6b). NCBI's taxonomy places the organism in Eukaryota, Metazoa, Chordata, Actinopteri, Clupeiformes, Clupeidae. Gene Ontology annotation, molecular function: monocarboxylic acid transmembrane transporter activity. Gene Ontology annotation, biological process: monocarboxylic acid transport; transmembrane transport. The transcript is spliced from 6 exons. The record is from RefSeq and is a predicted model, not a curated record. Bases 407 to 2050 code for a protein of 547 amino acids.
CUACAGCAGCAGUUGCGCGCCCGCGUAUAAAUACCGGCUUGAGCCGGUAUAGUUUGUUUUAAGACUAGGAUCGAGUGGAAGCUGCUACAUGGGUAGAUGGUUCUGAAGAUGACAUUUUUAUUUUGGCUGCAAAGGAAAAUGCUCUAUCAUGUGUUAUUUUAAAUCGUUUACAUGGAUAGUUUUUUCUAUUGCUGCAAAACGUAAAGGGAAAGUCAAACUACCCUAUCAACAUUGUUCAUAGACGUUUUCAAAAUACCUGAUUAUGAUCGCAAGUUAGCACACAGCAGACUGUGUAUAAAAAAAACCCAUAGGCUAUAGCAUAGUGAUUCGUUUCCUGAAAACAGUGCGGGCUUUUACAGUCGACAGUUGAUCGACAAAAACCUCAAACGACACUGCACUGGCAACUAUGAUGGGAAUGAUGUCCUCAGUGAAGGGGUGCAUGGGGCCCAACGUGUACCCAGAAGUGCCCGACGGAGGCUGGGGCUGGGUGGUGGCUGUGGCGUUCUUCUUCGUGGAGGUUUUCACCUACGGCGUCAUCAAGAGCUUCGGCAUCUUCCUGCAGGACCUCAUGGGCGAGUUCAACGAGACCAACAGCCGGGUCUCAUGGGUGGUCUCCAUCUGUGUCUUCAUCAUGGCCUUCACAGCACCCCUCUCCACCAUGAUGAGUAACCGCUUCGGGUAUCGGCCCGUUGUCAUGGUCGGCGGAUUCCUCAUCAGCCUGGGCACCAUCUGCAGCGGUUUCGCCACCUCCAUCAACGAGAUGUACAUCACUGUGGGCAUUGUCUCAGGCCUGGGCUACUGCAUGACCUUCCUGCCCACCAUCACCAUCCUCUCGCAGUACUUCGGCCGCCGCCGCUCCAUCGUCACCUCCAUCGCCUCCUCUGGGGAGUGUGUCGCCGUCUUCGCCCUGGUUCCAGCCUUCACUGCCAUUAAGGAUGUGAUUGGCUGGCGCCACUGCAUGGUGGUCAUUGGAGUCCUUCAGAUGAGUGUGAUUGUCUGUGGAGCUCUGCUUCGUCCAAUCAUCAUCAGGCCAAAACAAACUGAUGCCGACUCGUCCAGCUCCCCUCUCAAGGAGCCGCAGGGAAAGUAUGAGCUGGAGAACGAGCUCACCAUCAACUCUGUGGACUCAGGAGUGCAGUCGCUCUCUAGCUCACGCACCAACCUGAACAACAGCCAAGGGGGGGCCUCCCCCGACAAGAAUAGCCUCGCCGAGGCAGAGGUAGAAGAGCAGCAGGCCUGUUUCAAUAAGGAAGAAGAGGACGAAGGAUACGGAAAGGUCGCAGCAAAACCGUCAGAGCCUACCAACGCUAGUGCCACCUCCAAGCUCCUGGACUUCUCGGUGCUGCGCGAUGGCGGCUUUGUGUGCUACUCGCUCUUCGGCCUGUUCGCCACACUGGGCUUCUUCGCGCCGCAGCUCUACGUGAUGGAGCUGGGCGUGUCGCGCGGCAUGUCUCGCGACGCCGCACCCGCCCUGCUCUCCACCAUGGCGGCGGCCGAGAUUGUCGGGCGCCUCUCCGUGGGCUGGCUGCUCACGCGGUUGCCCCUGCGCAAGAUCAACGUGCUGCUGCUGUGCACUGUGCUGCUGGCCGGCGUCCUGGUGGCCUUCACGCUGGUGCUGGACUUCUGGGGGCUGGCUGUGUGCUGCGCGCUCUACGGCUUCCUGCUGGGCACCGUCUGCUCCACGCACAUCCCCAUGCUGGCCGAGGACGACGUACUGGGCAUCCAGCGCAUGCCCUCGGCCGUCGGCGUCUAUGUCUGCAUCCAGAGCUUCGCCGGGCUGGCUGGACCACCCCUUGGAGGUGUCCUGGUGGAUAAGACAGGGAACUACGGCUCAGCCUUCUACUCGUGUGCGGUGGGCAUGGGCCUGGGGGCACUAUUCCUGGGCCUGGUGCGCCCGCUGAAGCUGGGAAUGUGCCAAGGCCGGCGGAAGGGCCAGAGCGCGGAGAGCAGCCCCUCGCAGAGCUCGACGGAUGACCCCGUCGACUUCCUGGAUGUGGAUCUGGCGGGUGAGGGAAGCCCUACCAAAAGCAAUGACCAAAGUGUGGUGUGAGUUCACCCUCACAAGACUGUCACCUGCCAUUGGGAACAAGACCAACAAAGACAAGAACGGAAAAGAUAUCAAGAUGAAGCAGGAGAACAAUGAGGUGGAGAUGGUUUGUGUUUUUAAUGCAGACCAUCGGAAGGUAAAUAGACAUACAUAAGAGACCACAGUGUCUCAGAUGUUUCCAUUUUAGACAUCCUGUCGCUGCUUUUAACGUGCAUGAGUCAUGGGGGACAGGCACACCACUCAGUGAAGACCGCAUGGUCCAACUGAUCACUCCAAAUGCUCGUUUUAAUGAUUUCUUUCGCAUUUCUCAUCAGACAUCAGAGUUGACACAGAGUGACUUGUGCCCUUAGAGAAACACAUGCUAAGUGUGAAAUCAGUCAGACAAAUGGUAAGAGAGAUGUGCGAAGAACAGACAGAUAGACAGACGUUCCUGGAAUUGAUAAGUUAUUUAUAAACCUAUGGUGUGGGGUGUGGUGUGAAUGUACUGUAUAUUUUUACAUAUUUAAGCCAGGAAGACACCACUGGGUCACUAUCAAUCCAUUUGUGAGUGUGUGGAAAAGAAGGAAGGCUAAUUUGGUCUCUUCUUACUGGCUUAAUCAUUAAUUGACUUUGGUCGGACACUGGGUUUUGAUGUCACACAUUCUAAUGCUGUGAAGCUCUAAUGGUUCUAAUGACGCCCCUGAGUUUCUAUGACAACGACCCACAAUGCACUUGGUUUUAUGUCAGUACCUGGGGCGAUGGAGACUCCCACAGAGCACCCGCAGGUCUUCCAUGACCCAGAUGGUGGCACUGAUCUAGAUGGUGAUGUUGGGCCUGAUGUGGCACCAGAUGCAGGUCAAAGGGUCAAAAUUCCAGAAUCACCAUCUGUGUUGUCUUCACCAUUCUGUGGGACUUCGGGUGCAUUGGUGUUUACCAGAGAAUAUUUCCAUCCCAUCACCACGGUUUUGUGCUGAUAUGUCCAUCCAGUGCUUGUAUAGACUUAACUGAAUUCCUGAGUUGUACAACCAUGUUUUCUCCCACAUCGUUCACAUUAAAUGAGGGGUUUUCUUUUUAAGGGAGGAGUUUUACAUUUCUAUUAUACAUAUCCCUUUAUCUUAUUUUGUAGAUACAUUUCCCUUUAUCUUAUUUAUAAAUACAGUUGAUGAUAUUUAAACUCACCACCAAAGAUAGUAGCAGUCAGUCAUGUCAUGUGUCCAGGGGUACAGAUGAGGCUUUAAAGGUUUGUGGUUGACUCUCUUGUGCCUUUUAAUUUAAGGUUCCUAGCUCUGUCUGCCUUGUGAACUCUGUAUUAUUGGCUUGAUGUUGAAGGGGGAAAAUGCAAUAUUGAAACACCAUCCCUUUUUUACUGAUGUUAUGCCAUAGCACUGAAUUUCUUCAUCAUAUAAAAGUAUGUAAUAGAGUGUGUGUAUGUGAGUAUAUAAAGCAAGCUGUGUGAGAGAACAAUGUUUGGUUGGCUCAGAAGAAGUGUAAUCAGUGUAUGCAAUGUACCUCCUUCAUAAUUGUUUUUAAAACAGUGAAGUCCUCAACUGAGCCUGCUGAACAAUCGGAUAUCACCUGAAGACUUGAUCCUUUAUUUAGCACAGUGUCUGAAUUGUCAUCAGUAUAGUUUAUGUAAAAUUAUGAAAUCACUUGUGUGUGUAUAGGUUGUAUAGGUUUUUACUUACGGCAUGUAUGAGGGCAUUCUAAAUUGUACUGAUGAAAGACAACGUUUUGAAAUUCAAUGUAAUAUAUGUCAAUGCCUGGAAAUGCUUGACGCAAAAUUUGCCCCCUUAGAAUUAUAGGGUUCUAACUGCAUUCUGAGUAGUUCUGAGAUAUUGAGCUUACACGUUUUAGAGAAUUCCAUAGAGUUUUAUUGAUAAGAGGAAACAACCUCUUUAUACUGUCCAAAAAUGCAUACAACUUCAAGAACCACCUUACCUCACCUUAUUUAUUCACAGAAUAAAAAUAUAUCAAUUACUCAGUUUUGACAAAAAUGUCAGAUAGAACCUUAGAAUUCUAAGGGGACAAAAUGGCUACAAUUGAUUUUUUUUAUAUUGAUUAAAUCUUGUUUACAACUA